GACGGCGGCAGCGGCGGCGGCGCCUCCUUCUCCUCCUCGCCUCCUUCUCGGCUGGGCUGAGCCGCGGAGCCACCCCGACCCCGCCGCCCCGCGGCCCCCCAUGAGACUGUUCCUGGGCUGGCUGGGCUGCACCCUGGUCUCGCUGUGGCUGGCGAGGAGGAUGUGGACGGGCACCGGCCGGUCCCUGCGGAGUCCCCUCGCCCGCUCCCUCUACAUGAACAUGAUGAGCGGCGGCCCCGGGGAGCCGGCCGCCGCGGGCAGCGGGAAGGACAACCACCAGGUUGCAGAAUUGGAACUUAAGGGCCAAUGCGGUGGAAAGGAACACACCUGGUACCGUAGACUGAGAUUUAAAGAAAACAAAAAACUAAAUCUGGACUCCCCUAACCAGUGGUAUGUGUGCAACAGAGAGCAAUUAUGUGAAUCACUUCAGCCUAUCUUUGUCCAGAGUUACCUAGAUCAAGGAACACAGAUCUUCUUAAACAACAGCAUUGAGAAAUCGGGCUGGCUGUUUAUUCAACUGUAUCACUCUUUUGUGUCAUCUGUUUUUAGCCUGUUUAUGUCUAGAACAUCAAUCAAUGGGUUGCUAGGAAGAGGCUCAAUGUUUGUGUUUUCACCAGAUCAGUUUCAGAGACUACUUAAAAUAAAUCCAGACUGGAAAACGCACAGACUCCUUGAUUUAGGUGCUGGAGAUGGAGAAGUCACUAAAAUUAUGAGCCCUCAUUUUGAAGAAAUCUACGCCACUGAGUUGUCUGAAACUAUGAUCUGGCAGCUUCAGAAAAAGAAAUACAGAGUUCUUGGCAUAAAUGAAUGGCAGAACACAGGAUUCCAGUAUGAUGUUAUCAGCUGCUUGAAUCUACUUGAUCGUUGUGAUCAGCCACUGACUUUAUUAAAAGAUAUCAGGAGUGUACUGGAGCCAACUAGAGGCAGGGUCAUCCUUGCAUUGGUUUUGCCUUUUCAUCCAUAUGUGGAAAAUGUAGGAGGCAAAUGGGAGAAGCCUUCUGAAAUUUUGGAAAUCAAAGGACAGAACUGGGAAGAACAAGUGAACAGUCUGCCUGAAGUUUUCAGAAAAGCUGGAUUUGUUAUUGAAGCUUUCACCAGGCUGCCAUACUUAUGUGAAGGUGACAUGUAUAAUGACUACUAUGUAUUAGAUGAUGCUGUCUUUGUUCUCAAGCCAGUAUAAACAUGAAGUAAAAAAGUCUCCAGAGUCAAACCCAAGAAGCAGCCUCUGGAAGAGAUGUUUGAUUUGAUGAUGAUAUAAAGGGAGGGAGUUUGGGGAUUGCCAUUCUAAAUAUCAUGUAAGAAUUUUAAGGCCAAAAUACUAAUGCAUUUCUUUGUAGUAUGUUUAAAAGGACAGUCAUUUUUUUUAAAAAUACUUUUUAUUUGAGAAUAAUUUUUACCAGUUCUUAAUUCCAACAGUGUAGUCCACAAUCCAACCAUGAUGAUAGAUAUUUUUUAUACUUAACUGCCAUGGGACUCAUAUCCAGACAAAGCAAUAGUAACAAUUUCAUACAAUCAGUGUAUGGAUUGUUCUCAAUCAAGUGAAGACUGGCAAUAAAGCUGUCCAUUCAGUUCCAAACAUUGUUUAUAGUGUUGCAACUGAUAUUCUUCCAUGUUAAGAAGUUACUUUCUCUCUGACUAUCAUUCUUCAAAAAAUGUUUUUAAUCAUGCUAAUAAAUCUUUUUUUUUUUUUUAAAU
Messenger RNA from Sarcophilus harrisii (Tasmanian devil), 1695 nucleotides. RefSeq names its product methyltransferase like 9 (gene METTL9). The transcript is spliced from 6 exons. The coding region runs from base 101 to 1180 and encodes 359 amino acids. The record is from RefSeq and is a predicted model, not a curated record. Gene Ontology annotation, molecular function: protein-L-histidine N-pros-methyltransferase activity. Lineage: Eukaryota; Metazoa; Chordata; Mammalia; Dasyuromorphia; Dasyuridae.